Messenger RNA from Drosophila sechellia, 1596 nucleotides. RefSeq names its product luciferin 4-monooxygenase. The record is from RefSeq and is a predicted model, not a curated record. Gene Ontology annotation, molecular function: long-chain fatty acid-CoA ligase activity. Gene Ontology annotation, biological process: fatty-acyl-CoA biosynthetic process; long-chain fatty acid metabolic process. NCBI's taxonomy places the organism in Eukaryota, Metazoa, Arthropoda, Insecta, Diptera, Drosophilidae.
AUGAGUGAAAUGGAAGUAAAGCAAAAGCUGUUGAACGCGACGUGUACUUAUGAUGAUGAACUCAAGAUCUGGAGUGGUCGUAAAGCACAGAGUUUAUUUUCGCCAGAUUUGUCCAUCGGAGAGAUUAUCUUUGGGGAAAUGGUAAACCAUCCGAAGCUCAUUGCCCAGGUAGGUUUCCUUUCUCGAAUCCUCAGAUCUCGAUCACGCAUUCAUAUGAAUGCGGUGCGAGUGGCAAGUUAUAUGAGGAAUAUGGGCUUGGGGCAAACUGACAUCGUGGGGGUCAUGGGCAGACACACGACUCACUUAUCAGCUGUGACAUAUGCAUGUUUCUUCAACGGAACCCCCUUCCACGCCCUUCACAAUGCCUACGAAGAGGCAUGCAUGGCCAAACUUUUUGGACUUACGAAACCCCGUUUGAUUUUCUGCGAUGGUGAUGAGUACGAAAAGGUUAAGUCGGCCACCAAGGCGAUAGUCACCAUGCGAAAUCAUCCGAGCGGAUCAGUGAGGAUCCAGGAUGUUCUGACCACUCCAGUGAUGCAGAAUUUCCAACCAGUUCGUCUCAAAGAUGGCAACGAUCACACUCUGGCCAUUCUCAGUUCUUCCGGCACCUCCGGUUUUCCAAAGGCAGUUACCAUCAGCAAUAGUCACAAGAUCAUUGUGGACUACAUGUAAGUAGUUAAAUACUUUAAUAACUCCACUAUUCAGUAUACGUCGAGCACCCUGUACUGGUUCUCGGGUCUUUUGAUGGCCAUCAUCUCUGGUGUGUUCAGUACCACUAGCAUUAUUGCGGACUGUGACUUUAAUCCUGGUCUAUUUUGUCCCGCCAUUGGAAAGUAUAGGAUCUCGAUGGUGCUUUUAAGUAGCUCCUACCUAGCCAUGUUUGCCAACAGCCCAGAGUUCCAAUCGGCUGACCUAUCUUCAUUAAAAUACGUGUUUUUUGGAGGAUCAAGCUGUUCUCUAGAGGUUCAGCGUAAAGUUCGCAGCCGUCCUAGCCACGAUUGCCUAAAUUUUUGCUACGGCUUAACUGAGCUCAACAGUGUAAAUUUCGAUGAGAAACCCAAUUCAGUGGGUCGUCCGAUUAGGGGUAUACAAAUUAAGAUAUUAGACGAGCAGGGUGAAGCUCAAGGACCCAAUGUCGUGGGAGAGAUAUGCUUCAACAAUGGUCAAAAAUGGUUGGGUUACUACCAAAAUCCCGAUGAAACCAGGAAAAUUCAAGACUCUGAGAACUGGAUUCACACAGGAGACCUGGGCUAUGUGGAUGAGGAUGGAUAUCUAUUUGUUAUCGAUCGCCUAAAGGAUAUGCUGAAUGAGAUUGAGAAUGUCAUCGCCGAAAUGCCGAAUGUGCUCGAGGCUUGUGUGUUUGGCAUUUGGGAUCCAGUAAAUGGAGAUGAAGCAGCAGCACCGGUGGUCAAGAAACCGGGGACCCAACUGGCAGCCCAGGAUGUGGUGGACUUCGUAAGGAAGCGCAUAACUGCCAAGUUUAAGCAGCUAAAUGGUGGAGCUUUAAUUGUAGAUCAAAUUGUGGGAUGUGGUAACAGAAAAACCAACAGAUCGGCUGUCAAAAAACACUUUUUAAAUAAUUAUAACAAUAACUAG